GAGAGAGAGAGAGAGAGAGAGAGAGAGAGAGAGCAGGGCUCGGAGUGAGCGAGAGAGAGAGAGAGGAAGAGAGAGAGGGGAAGAGAGUCGGACUGCGAGUGUGAGUGUGAGUGAGUGAGCGAGAGAGGGAGUAAGAGAGAGAGGGGAGUGAUAAGAGAGAGAGAGAGAGAGGGAUACGGGAGGUGAACUUUGGACCCCAUAUUCAGGCCUGACCGCCGAACAACAAGAGAACAUCUGGGAAUCGCAACAGGAUGGAGUCAGUUCGGGGUCACGUGAAGUCAGGAGGCCAAGUGCUGCUGGUGCUGUCACUCAUGCACACAGGUAUAUCGCUGGGCAUGGUAGUCACCUCCACGGGCCCCCAGACCCUGAAGCGACCCCAGGGGGAGAGCGUCUCGCUGGGCUGCACCUACAGCCCCGGCCCCUCAGACAUCGGCGGCCUGGACAUCGAGUGGAGCAAAGUCAGCCCAGACGUCACGCAGAAGGACCAGCUGGUCCUCUCCUUCACAGGUGAUCAACAGUACCAGUUGGGCCCAGCAGAACUCGUGAAGAGGAUGAAGUUUACUGGUAACCCGGCAACCGGCGACGCCUCCAUUCUCAUCUCCAACCUACAAACAAGUGACACCUCAACCUACCAGUGCAAAGUCAAGAAGACGCCCGGUAUAGACUCACGCAAGGUUACUGUUGUGGUGUUGGUGCGUCCGUCGGUUCCUAAGUGUUGGGUCGAGGGUCCGGAAGAGAAGGGGGGGGCGGUAUCGCUGCGCUGCUCGUCCAAUCAAGGCUCGGUACCGCUCAGCUACACAUGGAGCCGAGAGGACGGGGCCAACCUGCCCCCUGCUGCCAGCAUGAAUGACCAGACGGGGGAGCUCCUGAUUAAGAAUCACUCUGAGAGCUUCACCGGCCGAUACGUGUGUGCUGUGAAGAACGAGGUGGGACAGGAGCAGUGUGUCUACAACCUGCAGGCAUACAACCCGGUGAACAAGGCGGGCGUGAUAGCGGGCGCUGUGAUUGGUGGGCUGCUCCUGUUGCUCCUCCUACUGCUGCUGAUCUGGCUCAUCAUUUGCUGCUGCAAUAAGAAGAGAUACGAGAAGGAGGUGGCCCACGACAUCAGGGAGGACGUGGUAGCUCCCGCUAGUCGUCCUGCUAGCCGUGUGUCUAGCAUGCGCAGCAUCGCCGGCUACCACACUCACUCAGGAGUCUUCUAUUCGUCAGUGCGAGGAAACGCUGCCCCCCAGAGGACGCCGUCGGGCAGUGCAAGCAGACACAGCAGACACAGUGGACACACCGCCUCCCCCCCACCAGACACUGCCAGCGUCUACAAACCCCCCCUCACCUACGACAGUCGCUAUGGUUACCCUGUAUAACCCCCCCUCACCUACGGCAGUCGCUAUGGUUACGCUGUAUAAACACAGCCCAUCUAUGACAGCCGCUAUGGUUACCCUGUAUAAACACAGCCCAUCUAUGACAGUCGCUAUGGUUACCCUGUAUAAACACAGCCCAUCUAUGACAGUCGCUAUGGUUACCCUGUAUAAACACAGCCCAUCUAUGACAGUCGCUAUGGUUACCCUGUAUAAACACAGCCCAUCUAUGACAGUCGCUAUGGUUACCCUGUAUAAACACAGCCCAUCUAUGACAGUCGCUAUGGUUACCCUGUAUAAACACAGCCCACCUUCGGAAAUCCAAUUUAAACCCCGACCUAUAGCUACCCCUCACCUACGAUAGUCGCUAUGGUUACCCUGAAGUAGUGUACAAACACAACCCAUCUACACUAGUUGCUAGGGUUACCCUGUACAAACACAACCCAUCUACACUAGUUGCUAGGGUUACCCUGUGUAAA
Messenger RNA from Engraulis encrasicolus (European anchovy), 1834 nucleotides. RefSeq names its product V-set and immunoglobulin domain containing 8b (gene vsig8b). Bases 252 to 1361 code for a protein of 369 amino acids. The record is from RefSeq and is a predicted model, not a curated record. The transcript is spliced from 9 exons. Lineage: Eukaryota; Metazoa; Chordata; Actinopteri; Clupeiformes; Engraulidae.